Triticum turgidum subsp. durum (durum wheat) is the source of this 507-nucleotide messenger RNA. The record is from the annotation of a GenBank genome assembly. Lineage: Eukaryota; Viridiplantae; Streptophyta; Magnoliopsida; Poales; Poaceae.
AUGGUGGCAUGCGCCAAAGCUCUCUGUGUGCCACAUGGCUCUGGGAUGUUAGGAAAAGCGUUGGAGGCUGUCGCAUUCUAUGACGAGGAGAAGAUCGCCACCAAAGUGGACUACUUGAAGAAGACGUUAAGGUGGUCGGAUACUGAGGUGGGCAUUGCUUUGCCCAAGGCUCCAAUGGUGCUGAAGUCUUCCAAGGACAGGCUGCAACGCGUCUCAGAGUUCCUCAUCUCCGAGGUGGGGUUGGAACCAUGGUACAUCGCACAUCGGCCGGCGGUUCUCAGUUACAGCCUGGAUGGUCGGCUCAGGCCCCGGUACUAUGUUGUAAAGUUUCUCAAGGAAAACGGAUUGCUACAUCGAGACCGGGACUACUAUUCUGCAGUCGCGAUGACUCCGAAGGUAUUCAUGGAGAAGUUCAUAUGCCCACACAAGGAAGCUGCACCACACCUUGCUGAAGACUAUGCGGCAGCUUGCAGAGGGGAAGUGCCAGCUAGAUUCAGAUUUACAUGA